GUCAUUCACUGCGAUAAGCUUAUUUCCGUUCCAGAUUAUACGAAGCUUAAUGGACAAAGAAUCGUUCCAGAAUCAUGGUAGACUGGUGGUGAUGCAAUUGAUUUUCUUACACUGCUGUCAGAUAUAUAUAACCUGUCACCCUGUGGGUUUUAUUCCCGACUGUGUAGUCGAGCCGGAGAUUUCCGAGUUUAUUGCGAUAAGCUUACUAUGGGCGAACAGGAGAAUUUAUAUGACUUUAUUGUCGUCGGAGGCGGACCUGCCGGCUGUACUGUCGCGACGAGCCUGGCAAAAGCUGCAGCCAAACCCAGUGUUCUGCUCCUCGAAGCCGGCGGAUCCAAUGGAGCGAAGAACCUGCGUAUAGACGGCAGGCGGUGGUGCACGUUCAUCGAACAGGCACCGUCCAUGAACUGGGGACUCAAAACAGCACCGCUGACAGAGUGUAACGGGCGGCAAAUCGACUACAGCACAGGCAAGGGCCUGGGUGGUGGGAGCGCCAUUAACUUUGGUGUCUUUGCUGUCGGUGCUCGAGAUGACUAUGAGGCAUGGGCGGAGAUUGUGGAGGAUUCCAACUUUGCUUGGAGAAAGAUGCAGGAAAGAAUUAAAAGGCUGGAGAGCUUUUCAGGAUUGAAAGAUGAUCUUGUCAAGGGUAAUCAUGGGUAUGAUGGGCCGUUGAAAGUUGGGUAUGCAAAGCAAUGGGACAGAGACCUUGUGCCUCUGUUGGACUCGUUCGUCGAGGCUGGAUUACAGAGGAAUCUCGACCACAAUUCUGGAAAUCCGCUAGGUCUGGGACUGACCAUUAACUCUGCGUGUAACGGCAGAAGAACUACCGCUGCAGAUAUGCUGGCUCGGGCUCCUGAUAACUUGGUUGUUGUUACGGAUAGUCCGGUGCAGCGCGUACAGUUGGAUGGCAAGAAAGCAGUAGGUGUAGAGACAAAGGGGAGGAAAUAUUUCGCCCGGAACGAAGUGAUUCUAUCUACUGGAGCCUUGGUGACCCCCAAGAUCCUGAUGCACUCAGGAAUUGGUCCUGCAAGUCAACUCGCCAAUUUUAAUAUCCCAGUCGUCCAUGAUCUUCCGGCUGUUGGGCAAGGCCUUAAAGACCAUCCGUUCGCGCCUAUGAUUCUGGCUCGAGAUCCAUCGACAAACGACCGGAACUCGUUCUUCCAAGACAAAAAAGCCAUGGCGGAUGCAUUUGAACAAUGGGAGGAAGAUGGCACCGGACCAUGGGCGUGCUACGGCUGUCAAAUUGGCAGUGGAUGGCUCAAGUCCGACCGUAUCACCUCGUCUGCCGAGUUCAAGGCCUUACCAUCUGCUACUCGAGAAUUCAUGACCCGCGAGACAAUUCCGCAGUACGAGCUGAUCACCAACUUCCCGGUUCAUCUUGUCCUUCCAGAUCUGUUCCAGGACUACUCGUAUAUCUGCUUGACAAUGUUCCUUAUGAACCAGCAGUCUACUGGCGAAGUGAAACUGCAAUCCGCAAACCCCGAUGACCCGCUACUCCUCGACCCCAAGUUCCUUGAGCAUCCCUUUGACCGCCGGGCCUGUAUUGAUAUCUAUCGCCAUGUAUUAGAACUGACCAAACACCCUGCCAUAGCCAAAGAUACAACCGCCACGAUCCUUGGGUCGAAGUCCGAGUCCGAUGAGGAUAUUCUGGAGCACUGGAAGAACAAUCUUUCCUCGAGCUGGCACAUGGCGGGGACAGUCAAGAUGGGAAAAGAUGAUAAAGAUGCAGCAGUGAAUAGCCGCUUCCAAGUUUUCGGAGUCGAAAGGCUGCGAGUGGCUGAUAUGAGUGCUGUGCCGCUGUUGACAAAUAACCACACCCAGGCUACGGCGUAUUUAACGGGGGCGACUUGUGCGGAUGUCUUGAUCGGCGAGUACAAUUUAAACGAGACAUAAGUAGUUAUCAGUAUGGUAUCUGAUUUUUUUAACUGCAACGUCGGGCCACUCAUGUGCAGUGUAGAUCGUGAUGAUAGUUUCCUGAAUGGAGC
This is a messenger RNA of Aspergillus versicolor CBS 583.65, 1985 nucleotides long. RefSeq names its product GMC family oxidoreductase. The record is from RefSeq and is a predicted model, not a curated record. The transcript has 3 exons. Lineage: Eukaryota; Fungi; Ascomycota; Eurotiomycetes; Eurotiales; Aspergillaceae. Gene Ontology annotation, molecular function: oxidoreductase activity, acting on CH-OH group of donors; flavin adenine dinucleotide binding. Bases 208 to 1893 code for a protein of 561 amino acids.